Molecule: messenger RNA, 1019 nt
Organism: Magnolia sinica
Lineage: Eukaryota; Viridiplantae; Streptophyta; Magnoliopsida; Magnoliales; Magnoliaceae
Product: inactive protein RESTRICTED TEV MOVEMENT 2-like
Exons: 2
Coding region: 103-906 (267 amino acids)
Source: RefSeq, a predicted model, not a curated record
AAAUCCAUGCAAGUUCAAUUCCCUCAUUCAAAAACAUUUCUUGCCUUCUCUUAGUACGUGGAUCCCACAUAAUAAGAAGCAAAAUUCAGGGGAGAGAAUACGAUGUCCCGACCUAACAUGGCCCGCUCUUACGAGGAUUUCCAGCCGUCUUUUGAUUGGAAACAGGAGGAUGGAUCUGAUAUCCUCGUCGUCAAUCUUCCCGGAUUCAAGAAAGAGCAGCUAAAAGUCCAGCUCAACAACUUAGGGAAGUUGACGGUAAAUGGCGAACGCCCGGUCGGUAGCAACAAAUGGAGCCGCUUCCGCAAGGACUUCCAAGUGCCUGAGAACUCUAAUGUGAAUGAAAUCCGUGCGAGGUACGAAAAUGGAGCUCUCUAUGUGACCAUGCCAAAAUUGGCCGCUCGAGCAAGAAAACAAGCCCAGCCUGUGACAGGUAAAGAGCCCAUGGAAGGCCCAAAAACCGCAGAUAGGCCGAAACCGACUAAAGACCUCCAAGGAGAUGCUUCAACCGUUGAUGCCGAAAAAAAAUCAAAUGGGAAGACUAGUGACGCCAUGAUGGAGAAACGACCGAGUGGGAAGAGUAAGGUGUUUGAAGAAGUGGACCUUGGCCCAGGAAAGACUACGAAUGGGCCUAUGGAUGCUGGAAAGCGUACGGAUGUUACUAAGGAGAAAGAAGAGGAGAAGAAGCCCAUUGAUGCCCCGAAAACGGCGGAUGGGUCAACAGAAGCUGAGCCAUCCACCUGGCGGUAUAUGCCGGAAAGUUGGAAGCGCGGUGGAGGCAGUUAUGUUUAUGGAUUGAACAGGCCCAAGAAAAUGGUUGUGGGUGUGGUGGUGGCUAUUGUGGCUCUGGUGGCACUUGGGAUUUAUGUAGCAUUCAAUCUUAGAUCCCAAGAGGAAAAUGGGAACUGAAAAUGAUAUUAUGUUUUCACUGUUGAAGUUGUUUAUUAAUUGGAUUGUAAUUUGUGAUGAAUGGUCAAGAUUUAAAUAAACUCCACACAUUAAAGUGGGCUUUUUCUAUUUUA